AUGAAAAACCAUUCCAUUUUCACCGUUGAGAGGGAUGCAGGAGGCACAGAAGUCAGAGCAGAGAGCCCGGCAGAAGAAGGAGGAGGUGUUCUGCUGUAUCUCACAGCUGCUGCCAGCCCUGCCGCAUGUCACCCCUGCAUUAAUGUUUCUGAAGAGGGCGAGAUGGCAGGGGAGUGUGAAGAUGGUGGUGAGCAGAUCGCCGACACUUGUACUGUUGUUGACCACAUACACGGACAGCAGCACCCAUGCACAGCAGCACCCAUGCACAGCAGCACCCAUGCACAGCAGCACCCAUGCACAGCAGCACCCAUGCACAGCAGCACCCAUUCACAGCAGCAAUCAUGCACAGCAGCACCCAUGCACAGCAUCACCCAUGCACAGCAGCACCCAUGCACAGCAGCACCCAUGCACAGCAGCACCCAUUCACAGCAGCAAUCAUGCACAGCAGCACCCAUGCACAGCAGCACCCAUGCACAGCAGCACCCAUGCACAGCAGCACCCAUGCACAGCAGCACCCAUGCACAGCAGCACCCAUUCACAGCAGCAAUCAUGCACAGCAGCACCCAUGCACAGCAGCACCCAUGCACAGCAGCACCCAUGCACAGCAGCACCCAUUCACAGCAGAAAUCAUGCACAGUUACAGAGAUCUUAGGUUCUUGA
Molecule: messenger RNA, 660 nt
Organism: Closterium sp. Naga37s-1
Lineage: Eukaryota; Viridiplantae; Streptophyta; Zygnematophyceae; Desmidiales; Closteriaceae
Source: the annotation of a GenBank genome assembly